Messenger RNA from Aspergillus steynii IBT 23096, 729 nucleotides. RefSeq lists its product as uncharacterized. The transcript is spliced from 2 exons. Lineage: Eukaryota; Fungi; Ascomycota; Eurotiomycetes; Eurotiales; Aspergillaceae. The record is from RefSeq and is a predicted model, not a curated record. The coding region runs from base 1 to 729 and encodes 242 amino acids.
AUGCCCGCGCAAGACAAAUACACCGACCCGGAGCUCCGCGACGAAGUGAAAGAAGAAGUCAAGCAAAGCGAUAAAGGCGGAGCGCCGGGACAAUGGUCAGCUAGAAAGGCACAAUUCAUGGCCGCAGAAUACAAAAAGCGCGGCGGAGACUACAACACAUCCAAAGAAGAAGGGGAGAAGAAGGAUGAGGCCCAGCGGAGUCUAAACCAAUGGACGAAAGAGGAGUGGCAGACGAAGGAGGGUUCAGGGAGUGCGAAACAAGAGGAUGGGACGGAGAAGCGAUAUCUGCCGAAGAAGGCGUGGGAGAAGAUGAGUGAUGAGGAGAGGAGGGAGACGGAUGAGAAGAAGCAGGAGGGGUCGAAGGAGGGAAAGCAGUUUGUUUCGAAUACGGAGAAGGCGCAGAGGGAGAGGAAGGAGGCGAAGGAGGAGGUUGAGGAGGAGAAUGAGGCAGAGGAUGAAGACCAUGGGAAGGAUGAAAAGUUGUCUAGGUCAGGGGAUGAUGGGUCUGAUGAUGGUGAUGCUCAAGGCGAUGACCAGGUGGAAGAUGGCAAGGCUGACAGCCAAGAUGAGGCUAAACUUCAGAAUGGUCGACAAGGGAAAAAGAAUGAAAAGGAUAAGAAGGAUCAAAAAGCUGAGGCUGGCACAAAACGCACCUCUGGUCAAGACAAGACUCCCACGAAGAAGCCCAGAACCCGCCAGGACAGCAAGGCCGAGAAUGGUACAAAAUAG